AUGCUGGCUAUUGUCGAUAACAUUUUACGCCUAAUUAAUUUUGCCUUUUUUGUCAUCCUGUUGGGUCUGAUUGGUGACCUAUUAAGCACUCAGGUUGGGCAUAGUUCGCGUGUGAACUUUUGUAUGUUUGCUGCUGCUUUUGGUAUUGUCACCGACUCGUUCUACGGUAUUCUGGCCAACAUAUGGGAGCCUUUUGCAUGGCCUAUUAUUUUGUUUGUUUUGGAUUUCCUCAACUUUGUCUUCACUUUCACCGCUGCUACAGCCUUGGCAGUCGGCAUUAGAACUCACUCGUGUACCAACCAGGCGUACCUGGACAGCAACCGUAUCACGCAGGGCUCCACUUCGAGAUGUCGUGAGGCGCAGGCUUCCGUGGCGUUCUUUUACUUUUUGUUCUUUAUUUUCUUGGCCAAGAUGAUCAUGUCGGGCAUUGGGGUGUUCACCAGCGGUCCAUUCGCUUCCAGGUCGACCUUGAGCUCGAGAAAAAGCAAGGGCGGCCAAGUGGGCGUGCCAACCAUCUCCCAAGUGUAG
This is a messenger RNA of Torulaspora globosa, 528 nucleotides long. It is a transcript of the gene FHN1, whose product is annotated as Fhn1p. Gene Ontology annotation, biological process: eisosome assembly; protein localization to plasma membrane. Gene Ontology annotation, cellular component: plasma membrane; eisosome. Bases 1 to 528 code for a protein of 175 amino acids. NCBI's taxonomy places the organism in Eukaryota, Fungi, Ascomycota, Saccharomycetes, Saccharomycetales, Saccharomycetaceae. The transcript has a single exon. The record is from RefSeq and is a predicted model, not a curated record.